AUGGCUCUUGAUGAAUAUGCUAAUACAAGUAAAAAAGGAAAGAACAGAAAUUCUGGACCACCUCGUAGAGGAGGACGCGUUUCAACUUCACAAUUGGGCAGUGCAUCAAACAACAGAAAUGCUCGUUUUAGAAAUGCUCCUUACGAACGACAGCGUCCCUCAAGAGGCGAUAUCAAUGGAAAAUGGUCUCAUGAUCUCUACGACGACGGACGUUCCAAUAAUAAUCGCCGGUCUAACGUUGCAAAUAUUCGACGAGUUUCAUCAAAUUCUUCUGGUAAUUCUAAACUCGUGAUUGAAAAUUUAUUCUAUGAAGUUACUCAAGAUGAAAUUCAGGAUUUAUUUUCCGAGUGUGGACCUGUGAAAAAAGUCUAUUUGCAUUAUGACCGUGCUGGACGAAGUACUGGCGUUGCAGAUGUUACUUUUGAAAAUUCUCAUGACGCCGAAACGGCUCUAAGAAGAUAUAAUGGGAAAACUCUUGAAGGUAGUUCUUUAACAAGUGAUGUGCGUGGUUCAUCCGAAGGCGCUUCUGUCUUGGAUCGCCUAGGCGGAGCACGCGGUGGUUUAGUGAAUGUUUCCGAUAAUCGACGGAAAUUGUCAAAUCGAAAACCUGUCACAUACGAUGAUUUAGACGCUGAUUUGGAUGCUUAUAUGGCCAUUGAUGACGGACCCACACCCGGAAAAAAUCCAUCAACAGGAGUAAACGUUGAGAAUGGAAUGGACUUGUCAUAG
This is a messenger RNA of Diversispora eburnea, 729 nucleotides long. The record is from the annotation of a GenBank genome assembly. NCBI's taxonomy places the organism in Eukaryota, Fungi, Glomeromycota, Glomeromycetes, Diversisporales, Diversisporaceae.